UUUUCUUGGGUUAAAAAAUCAAAAGUAUGUGGAUUCCUUUCACACCGAAAUUUCCUGAAGAAGAUGUGAAAACACAUAAAGCACAAUUUCCCUUUACCCUUUUGCAUUGACUCUUACUAAUUUCCGGUGAUCCAAUUUGUAGAUCUGUUGAGUAUUUCUGUACUUACAAUUCUCUUAGUCUUAGCUGCUCGAUCAUCGCUGACCAGGUGCGAUCGAUUAAUGGCUUCUUCUUCUUCUUCUUCUUCUGCUUGCCUUGGUUGGAAAUACGAUGUGUUCAUCAAUUUCAGAGGGGAAGACACUCGCAGGGGCUUCGUCAGCCAUCUCUACAACGCUCUGGUUAAGAAACCAAUCAACGCCUUCAUUGAUGCCGAGAAGCUCAGAAAAGGCGACCACCUUUCUGAGCUCCUGACAGCGAUUCGAGAGUCAAGGCUUUCGAUUGUAGUUUUCUCUCAAGACUAUGCUUCUUCCACUUGGUGCUUGAAAGAACUCGUGCAAAUCCUGGAAUGCAAGGAUACCAAUAACCAGAUUGUCCUCCCCAUUUUCCAUGACGUUGAGCCGUCUGAUGUUCGUCAACGUUUCGCGGAAGCUUUUGCUGAGCACGAUCGUGAUUCUAACGCCGAAAUGGAAGGGGUUCGGAGCUGGAGAUCCGCUCUUACAACUGCCACCAGUUUAUCCGGCUGGGUUUCGCGAAAAUAUGAGACUGAUGCAGUGCUUAUCGAGAAAAUUGUAGAAGAUGUUUAUAGGAAAUUGAUCGACAUCUCAUCAUCAUCAAGGAAAGAGAAUGGCUUGGUUGGAAUGGAUUCUCGCAUGGAUGAAAUGCAUUUAUUAUUAUAUCCUCCCGGAGGUGAAACGAAUAAUGUUCGCGUUGUUGGAAUAUGGGGUAUGGGUGGUUUAGGCAAAACAACCAUCGCUAGAGCUGUUUAUGAUGAUAUCUCUUGUCGAUUUGAAGCUUGUUGCUUUCUUGAAAAUAUCAAGGAAGGUUUCAUGAAGCACGGCAAACUACAUAUGCAGACAGAACUUCUAUCUAGUAUCUCGAACAACAAGGUGGGGAGUUCCGACAUUUCGAAGAAAGGUUUCCAGGUGAUGUUAAAUAGCCUAGGUCAGAGAAAAGUUCUUAUUGUUCUGGAUGAUGUGGACACAUUAGAACAAAUUGAAGCUUUACUUGGAGAGCAACAUUCCUUUGGUGGUGGAAGUAGAAUUAUCAUAACAACUAGAGAUUCGCAAUUACUAAGCAUAGCUGAUGAGAUAUAUAAGCCCAAGAUUUUAAGUGAUUAUGGAGCUCUGGAACUCUUUAGGCGGUACGCCUGUAGAAAAAACCAACCCAACAGAGAUUAUGAUGAUCUCUCGAGUCGUGCCGUAAAAUAUGCUCAAGGUCUGCCUUUAGCACUCAAAGUCUUGGGAGCUUUUCUUGAUAACAAAAAUGUAUGCCAGUGGGAAAAUGAGUUGGAAAAAAUAAAGAAAAUCCCGCAAAGGGGAAUUCAUGAUGUGCUUAAAACAAGCUUCGAUGGACUAGAUGACACGGAGAAGGAUAUCUUUCUUGAUAUUGCAUGUUUCUUUAAAGGAAUGAGAGAAGACUAUGCAAUCGAAAUUCUGCACAGCUGUGGUUUCUAUCCUGAUAUUGGAAUAAGAGUUCUAAUCGAUCGAGCUCUCUUAACUGUCACAAGGAAUGGGGUACUGGAGAUGCAUGAUUUACUAGAGGAAAUGGGUCGGAAAAUCGUCCACCAAGAAUCUACCAAAGAGCCUGGAAGACGAAGUAGGUUGUGGAGUUAUGAAGAUGUUCAUCAUGUGAUAACUAAAAAUACGGGUACAGAAACAGUUGAAAGCAUAAUCCUAGAUUUGUGGAACUCAGAUGAGGGAUGCUUAAUUGUAGAAGCUUUUGAUAGGAUGACUAAACUAAGACUUCUCAAGAUCAGUGCUCACGGCAUACAACACCUGACCGGGCCCUUAAAGUUUCUUUCUAGUGAGUUGAGGUGUCUUUCCUGGUCUGGAUUCCCUCUCAAGUCUUUGCCAUCCAACUUUCAAUUCGAAAAUCUUGUUGGACUUGACAUGCAAUAUAGUCUCAUUGACCGACUUUGGGAAGGAACCCAGAAGCAGGAAAAGUUGAAAUUCAUCAAUUUAAGUUAUUGUCAAUGCCUUAAGGAAACCCCUGACUUCACAAAUGUGCCAAAUCUUGAGAGGCUAAUUGUUCAAAGUUGUAUAAGCUUAGUUGAGGUUCACCUGUCUAUUUCGACUCUUACAAACCUUGUUUUAUUGGAUCUGAAUGGGUGCAAGGAACUUAAGAUUCUACCCAGCAAAAUUCGUAUGAAAUCUCUCAAAACCUUUGAUCUUUCUGGCUGCUCCAGUCUUGAGAUGUUUCCAGAGAUUUCAGAAGGUAUGGAUGAGUUAGAAGAGCUUAAUUUAUCCUCGUCAAAAAUUAAAGAACUGCCCUUUUCAAUUAAUAAUCUCACGGGGUUGAGUCAUUUGAACCUUUCAAAUUGCAAGGAACUUAAGAGUCUUCCAAGCUGCAUUCAUAUGAAAUGUUUGAAAACCUUUAAUCUUUAUGGCUGCUCCAAUCUUGAGAUGUUUCCAUUGAUUUCAGAAGGUAUUGAGGGGUUAGAAGAGCUUGAUUUAACCGGGUCAAAAAUUAAAGAACUGCCCAUGUCAAUUAAUAAUCUUACCGGGUUGAGUCAUUUGAAUCUACUAGGUUGCAAGAAACUUAAGAGUCUUCCAAGCAGCAUUCGUAUGAAAUCUCUCAAAACCAUUAAUCUUUAUGGUUGCUCGAGUCUUGAGAAGUUUCCAGAGAUUUCGGAAGUGAUUGAGGGGUUAAAAGUUCUUGAUUUAUCCAGGUCAAAAAUUAAAGAACUGCCCUCGUCAAUUAAUAAUCUCAGAGGAUUGAAUCAUUUGAAGCUAAACAGUUGCAAGGAACUUAAGAGUCUUCCAAGCAGCCUUUGUCAACUCAAGUCCCUUGGCCGUCUCUCUCUUUCCGGUUGUACAAAAUUUGAGGUGUUUCCAAGCAUUGAAGAAAAUAUGGAAGGAUUAAGAGAUCUUCUCUUAGAUGGAACAUCUAUCAAAGAGCUUUCCCCCUGGAUUGAACGGCUUACGGGGCUUCUGUGUUUGGAUCUGACAAACUGCAAAAGCCUUGUACAUCUUCCCGACACACUCUGUAAUUUGGCAAUCCUUAUCAAAGACACACAGCUCCGUCUUGGCCCGAGUCCCUCUCCACCCCAACCCCCCAAUUUUUAGGGGUUUUGGGUACUCUGUGCUGAUAAACACAUGGAUACGAAGCUCUGUUUUGAAGCAAUCAAUCGGACACUACGCCGCGUUGCGGCAGCUUUGGUCAGACGGCUAGCCACGGCCACACAUUUUGAAAUCCCAAGAG
Pyrus x bretschneideri (Chinese white pear) is the source of this 3358-nucleotide messenger RNA. RefSeq names its product disease resistance protein RPV1. Gene Ontology annotation, molecular function: ADP binding. The record is from RefSeq and is a predicted model, not a curated record. Gene Ontology annotation, biological process: signal transduction; defense response. NCBI's taxonomy places the organism in Eukaryota, Viridiplantae, Streptophyta, Magnoliopsida, Rosales, Rosaceae. The coding region runs from base 220 to 3222 and encodes 1000 amino acids. The transcript is spliced from 5 exons.